Molecule: messenger RNA, 4543 nt
Organism: Phalacrocorax carbo (great cormorant)
Lineage: Eukaryota; Metazoa; Chordata; Aves; Suliformes; Phalacrocoracidae
Source: RefSeq, a predicted model, not a curated record
CCGGCCCCCUGGGGAGCAGCUGCGGCGGUGACGUCAUCGCUGUCACCGGGACACCGUCACCGCGAUGGUGUAACCGGCACCGGGACCCCCGCCCCGCCCCGAAAGCAGGACAAGCCCCCACCCCCCGGAACCCCAAGAGCGACACCGGGACCCCCAAAAGUGGUGCCAGGAUCGUGCUGCUGCCACCGGGACCCCCAGGGCUGUCACCUGCUGUCGCUUCAGGUCCGCGCCCAUGGCCGAGGGGUGCUCACACGCCGCCCCCCCUCGUCCCCUCCCCGGGGAGGUGACGGCCACCCCGGGGGACGUCCCCACGGACCCCCAACCUCCAUGGGGACAGGCUGGAGGCGCCCCCGAGGGGGAGAGUGACGCCGGUGUCCCCAUGGACGCCGUCGCCGUCACCCCCUGGGCCGGCGGCAUCACCAUCACCGUCACGGCGGCCCCGGCGGACGAGGACGUCGGGGACGAGGACGUCGGGGACGUCCCGGUCACAAAGGACGCGGGGGACGGGGGUGGCCCGCUUGUAUGUGACAAGGACAUUGAGGACAGGGGUGUCACAGCCCCGAAGGACGCUGGGGACAGGGAUGUCCCAGCCCCUGGGGACGAGGACGUCGUGACCCCAGGGGACUCUGGAGACUGGGAUGGUCCAGCCCUUCGGGACAAGGACGUUGGGGACAGGGGUGUCACCGUCCUGAGGGACGCUGGGGACAGGGAUGUCCCAGCUCCUGGGGACGAGGUUGUCACCAUCCUGAGGGACACUGGGGACGGGGAUGUCCCAACCCAUCCCGUGAAGGACGUUGGGGACAAGGAUGUCCCACCUUCUGGGGACAAGGACGUUGGGGACAAGGAUGUCCCACCUUCUGGGGACAGGGAUGUCACCGUUCUGAGGGACAUUGGGGACAGGGAAGUCCCGGUUCCUGGGAUCAAGGGCAUUGGGGACAGGGAUGUCCCAGCUCCUGGGGACAAGGGUGUUGGGGACAGGGAUGUCCCACCUUCUGGGGACACCAGUGUCACCAUCCUGAGGGACACUGGGGACAGGGAAGUCCCGGUUCCUCAGUACAAGGACGUUGGGGACAGGGAUGUCACCACCCUCAGAGAUGUUCCAGAUGUCCCAGCUCCAAGUGACAUCGGGGAUGGGAAUGUCCCAGCCCUAGGGGACGCUGGGGACAAGGACAUUGGGGACACGCAGGUCUCGGUCCUCAGGGCUGGUGGGGACAAGGACGCUGGGGACAAGGACGUUGGGGACACGGGGGUCUCGGUCCUCAGGGCUGGUGGGGACAAGGACGUUGGGGACAAGGACGUUGGGGACACGGGGGUCUCGGUCCUCAGGGACGUUGGGGACAAGGACGUUGGGGACAAGGACGCUGGGGACACGGGGGUCUCGGUCCUCAGGGACGUUGGGGACAAGGACGCUGGGGACAAGGACGCUGGGGACACGGGGGUCUCGGUCCUCAGGGACGUUGGGGACAAGGACGUUGGGGACACGGGGGUCUCGGUCCUCAGGGACGUUGGGGACAACGACAUUGGGGACAAGGACAUUGGGGACACGGGGGUCUUGGUCCUCAGGGACGUUGGGGACAAGGAUGCUGGGGACAAGGACGUUGGGGACACGGGGGUCUCGGUCCUCAGGGACGUUGGGGACAAGGAUGUUGGGGACAAGGACGUUGGGGACACGGGGGUCUCGGUCCUCAGGGACGUUGGGGACAAGGACGUUGGGGACACGGGGGUCUCGGUCCUCAGGGAAGUUGGGGACAAGGACGCUGGGGACAAGGACGUUGGGGACACGGGGGUCUCGGUCCUCAGGGACGUUGGGGACAAGGAUGCUGGGGACAAGGACGUUGGGGACACGGGGGUCUCGGUCCUCAGGGACGUUGGGGACAAGGACGCUGGGGACAAGGACGUUGGGGACACGGGGGUCUCGGUCCUCAGGGACGUUGGGGACAAGGACGUUGGGGACACGGGGGUCUCGGUCCUCAGGGACGUUGGGGACAAGGACGCUGGGGACAAGGACGUUGGGGACACGGGGGUCUCGGUCCUCAGGGACGGUGGGGACAAGGAUGUCCCAUCGCCAAAGGACACCGGGGACAGCGAUGUCGCAGUCCCAGGGGACACUGGGGUCAGGGAUUUUGGGGACAUACAGGUCUCAUCCCUGCUGCGGGAUGUUGGGGACACUGGGGACAGGGAUGUCACCACCCCAAGAGAUGUUGGGGACAGGGAUGUCCCAGCUCAUGGGGACGAGGACAUCGGGGACGUCCCAGUCUUGAGGGACAUUGGGGACGUCCUGGUCUCUGAGGACAAGGACGUUGGGGACAGGGAUGUCACAGUCAUGAGGGACGUUGGGGACAAGGACAUUUGGGACGUUGGGGACAUUGGGAACAAGGACGUUGGGGGCAGGGAUGUCCUAGCCCCCAGGGACGUUGGGGACAAGGACGUUGGGGACGUUGGGGACAAGGAUGUUGGAGUCAGGGGUGUCCCAGCCCUGAGAGAUGUUGGGGACAAGGACAUUGGGGUCAGGGAUGUCCCAGCCCCAAGGGACGUUGGGGACAUCGGAGACAAGGACGUUGGGGACAAGGAUGUUGGGGACAUUGGGGACAUCGGGGACAAGGACAUUGGGGGCAGGGACAUCACAGCCCUGUGGGACGCUGGGGACAAGGACAUUGGGGACAUCAGGGACAAGGAGGUUGGGGACAUGGACGUUGGGGGCAGAGAUGUCCCAGCCCUGCGGGAUGUUGGGGACAAGGACGCUGGGGACAUCAGGGACAGGGACGCUGGGGACGUCGGGGACAAGGACGCUGGGGACAUCAGGGACAGGGACGUUGGGGACGUCGGGGACAAGGACGUUGGGGACGUCAGGGACAGGGACGUCGGGGACAAGGACGCUGGGGACAUCAGGGACAAGGACGCUGGGGACGUCGGGGACAAGGACGCUGGGGACGUCGGGGACAAGGACGCUGGGGACGUCAGGGACAAGGACGUUGGGGGCAGGGACGUCCCAGCCCCGCGGGACGUUGGGGACAAGGACAGUGACGUGGCGGCCCGGGGGGACGCGGGGGAUGGGGACGUUGGGGACGCCUGCGCCGCCGGUGGCAUCACCAUCACGGUGACGGCCCCUCCCGUGGAGGACGAGGACGUCCCCGGCGAUGACGUCACUGCCGCCCUCCCCGGGGAGCGCGCCCCUGGUGACGUCAUGGAGAGCGGCGGCGUCGCAGCCGCCCGCCCCGGUGAUGUCACCGCGGGGGGUGACGUCACCUCCGCUCUGCCUGGGGAUGUCCCUGCUGGCGACGUCAUCGGGGGUGACGUCGUUUCCUCCCUCCCUGGUGAUGUCAUGGCUGAGGACGAUGUCAGUUCCUCAGUCCCGGGGGAUGACGUCAUUGCUGACCUUGUCGGCGGAGAUGACAUCACUUCCUUUCUCCCUGAGGAAGCCCUCCCUGGUGAUGUCAUCACCAAGAGUGAUGUCAUUUCCUCUUUUCCUGGGGAUGACACAGCUGGUGACAUCAUCCCUGGGGAUGACCUCGCUGGUGACAUCACCGCUGGGGACAUAUUUGCUGGUGAAAUAGUCACCAGGCAUGAUGUCACUUCCUCCCUUCCUGGGGAUGAGUUCGCUGGCGAGGUCGCGGCCAGAAGUGACCUCGCUGAUGACGUCAUCACCAGGGGCAGCGUCCCUUCUUCCCCCUCUAGCGAUACCUGCCCUGAUGAUGUCAUCGCUGACCUUAUUCCCUCCCUUCCUGGGGAUGACCUCACCAAUGACGUCCUCGGGGGGGAAGGCGUCGCCUUCUCUGUACCUGGGGCUAUCGCUGCUGGUGACAUCGUUGCCGCAGAUGAUGUCACUUCCUCCCUGCUGGGCGACGCCGCUGGCCGAGAAGUCAAGCCUGCUGGUGACCUCACUGGUGACAUCAUCUGUGCAAACAAUGGCGCCGCCGCCGCUUGGAGUGACUUCGCUGAUGACGUCGUGCCCGAGGACGACAUCACUUCCUUCAUCCCGGGCGGUGUCGCUAGCCACGACAUCGCUCCCAAGGGUGAUGUCAGCGAUGACGUCACGCGGGGCUCUGACCUCGGUGACAUCGUUGGGGGUGAUGUCACCUCCUCCAUCCCGGGAGCCCUCUCUGCCCGUGAUGUCAGCCCUGAGGAUGACAUCAUGGGUGACAUCAGCCCUGGGGAGGAGCAAACCCCCCCCACCCUCAAAGAACCCGUCUGCCCGGGUGAUGACCUCACCGAUGACAUCACCACUGAUGUGCCCAGAGAAGGUGUUGGCAGCCGAGGUGACGCCCCAGAAGCCCCCCAGCCCCAGACGCCCCCCCCGGGCUGCCCCCUCGUCUUCCUCGCCCUCGUCUGCCUCCUCCUCGCCCUCCUCCUCCUCGCCGGGGUCUUCGCGGCCGUCCAUUACGUCAAGGUCUUCAUCAUCAGCUCGGCCACCUUCUCCGUGCCGGUGGCCGAGUCGUUCCCAUGAGCCUUUGCGGCGGGACAAGACGGUGGCUUUGGGGGGGGGGGGUGUGUGUGUCACCCCCUGCCCCCAACCCAGCAGCAAUAAACACCCCCCCUCCCCCUC